This is a messenger RNA of Drosophila innubila, 2893 nucleotides long. RefSeq names its product polycomb protein esc. The transcript has 4 exons. Gene Ontology annotation, biological process: negative regulation of transcription by RNA polymerase II. NCBI's taxonomy places the organism in Eukaryota, Metazoa, Arthropoda, Insecta, Diptera, Drosophilidae. Gene Ontology annotation, molecular function: nucleosome binding; protein binding. Gene Ontology annotation, cellular component: ESC/E(Z) complex. The coding region runs from base 223 to 1521 and encodes 432 amino acids. The record is from RefSeq and is a predicted model, not a curated record.
AUUGUUAACAGACGCUAUGCUUUAGCCAAUCGAUACACCAAAUGGCUAUCGAAAUGUUAAAUAACAGCACACUGUUAAUAAAUUUACCAGUUCUAGUUGAUCGCGCGGUGGCAACGCUAAUCACAUUGUUUUUGCGCCAAAAGUAAGCAAAAACACUUGUUUUUAGUUGUUUAAAUUGUUAACACACAAGAUAAAUUGUUUAUUCCGAAUUGGCUGUGGUGCAUGAAGUGUGUGUGUGAAAUUGCCAUGAGCGAUAAAGUGAAAAAUGGGAACGAGCCCGAUGAGUCGGAUGAAUCGUGCGGCGACGAAUCGGCGAGCUUUACAACAAAUAGCACAACAUCAAGAAGCAAAUCGCCGGCGUCGAGCACGCGCAGCAAGCGUCGCGGUCGGCGCAGCACCAAAUCGAAGACCAAAAACGGCGCUGCCUACAAAUACGACUCACAUGUCAAGGAGAAUCAUGGAGCAAACAUAUUUGGUGUGACGUUCAACACGCUGCUCGGCAAGGAUGAGCCACAAGUGUUUGCCACAGCGGGCAGCAAUCGUUGCACCAUCUACGAGUGUCCACGCAAGGGAGGCUUGACGUUGCUUCACUGCUAUGCAGAUCCGGAUCCCGAUGAGGUGUUCUACACCUGUGCCUGGUCAUAUGACCUGAAGACGUCGGCGCCGCUGCUUGCGGCAGCUGGUUACCGCGGUGUCAUCCGCGUCAUUGACGUAGAACAGAACGAAGCGGUUGGCAACUAUAUUGGACAUGGACAGGCCAUCAAUGAGCUCAAGUUCCAUCCGCACAAGCUGCAGCUGCUGCUCUCGGGCAGCAAGGAUCAUGCCAUACGCCUGUGGAACAUCCAAAGCCACGUCUGCAUUGCGAUCUUUGGCGGUGUCGAGGGACAUCGAGAUGAGGUGCUGUCCAUUGAUUUCAAUAUGCGUGGCGAUCGCAUUGUGAGCAGCGGCAUGGAUCAUUCCCUAAAAUUGUGGUGCCUAAAUACGCCGGAGUUUCAGCACAAGAUUGAACUGUCGCACACGUUUAGCCAGGAGAAAUCAACGCUACCAUUUCCCACAAUCACCAAGCAUUUCCCCGACUUUUCCACACGUGACAUCCAUCGCAACUAUGUGGACUGUGUCCAAUGGUUUGGCAACUUUGUGCUGUCCAAGUCCUGUGAGAAUGCCAUCGUCUGCUGGAAGCCUGGCCAGCUGCAUCAGAGCUUCGAGCAACUGAAGCCAAGUGAUUCCUCCUGCACAAUUAUUGCCGAAUUCGAGUAUGAUGAGUGUGAGAUUUGGUUCGUGCGCUUCGGGUUCAAUCCCUGGCAGAAGGUCAUCGCCCUGGGCAAUCAACAGGGCAAGGUUUAUGUCUGGGAAAUGGAUCCGAGUGAUCCAGAAGGCGCUCACAUGACUACUCUUCACAAUCCCCGCAGUGUGGCCACCGUCCGUCAGAUCGCCUUCUCACGGGAUGCCAGUGUCCUCAUCUACGUGUGCGACGAUGCGACUGUCUGGCGCUGGAAUCGGAGAAACGCAGCCGCUCUUUAAACGACAACUGCCUUCUUCCUUCCUCAUAGAAACCACACAACCAAAUCUCACGUGGCCAAAAUCGCAGCUUAACAUAGUGCAUUAGGGUGCAUCGUUGUAUGGGCCCAAAAACAUUGUAAAAUUGUAUCCCAAAUUCUUAAUCUGUAGUCAAUUCUAAGAUAAAAUAAUAGUUCUAAAAUGAAUUCCUGGUCCCCGCUUUUGACAUGUUAUUAUUAGCAUAUCUGGUAUCAAAACUUUUGUUAAGACCAGGACUUUCCAAAUUUCAUAGAAUUAAAAGACCAAUUGUCCUUAAACAUAACAACACAUUAAAAAAAACCCAAUUUUUCAAUUAGGAGUUGAUUUUAGAACUAUGGUUUCUUGUUGAAAACAUCUUAGAAAUUACCGUAAAUUACGAAUUUGGGUUACCAUUUUUUUGUGAAAAAAAUCUUUGCAUCCUAUUAUGUAUGUAAAUCUCUGCGCCUAGUUCCUAGUUGUUUAUUAUUAAAAACUACAAACAUUUGUGUAUACAUUUAAAUUGCUUAAUCCAGUUUAAAUAUUGUUGAAAUGAAUUCAAAUCAAGAUUUUAUAAUUGCUGCCAGUUAAUUAAAUUGAUUGAAUAUUUUCUUACUUAUUACACAAUAUAAAAGCGUAUUCAAUAAAUACGCAGAAACUUAACUCGGUUUUCUAUAAGCAGACUAGGUGUCGUAUAAACUUGGUCUAUCAUUCGUUGAUUGUCAUUUUUUGUAAUCGAUAGUUGCGAUAAUAAGCACCUGCCGCAAAUCUAACAUCGAUUAAAUUAUCGAUCAAUUGCAGAGGACAUGCACAAAUCGUUAAUCUGCAGCAUGGAUGACCUUCAUUUUGCAGUUUGUCUACAUGUCUACUCCCCAGCCAAGCAAUCAGGCAGGUAAUUGAAAACGCAACCAACUGCAUGCAACGAUAACCGUAGACAUAACGGAUGCUGCCAACGCCAUUUCUCCACCCAUUGCCAAAUCGCAAUUAGUGUGCAGUUGCACUUGCAACUAGAGGUGUGUCCGUGAGCGAUACAAUUUUCCACAUGCUAUUACAGAAAAAUACUGCACCUGCAGUACGAUUUAUAACCAAAGUCUUUAACUAACUAACUAUCUCAUAAGAUAGCACGACACGCACUCAACUCUAGUUUGGCAACCAAUUAAAACCGAGCUUUAAAGAGAGAACGAAAUGAAGCUGCUGUCCCUAGUCGACCAUUUUCUAAUCGCGAGGCAAAUCACAAUCGCCGCAUAACAAACGACUUGCCAUUGACCGCCAUUUAUAUGCAUUGCUGCACUUGAAGCAGCAUAAUAGGAGGAGCAGCCAGAAGCUGAGAUAUAAGCUGGGCGAGUGAAACAAAUGCGACGAAAUUGAAACUGCCAACAAA